AUGCCGCCUGCUCGUAAGAGAUUGGCUAAGGGAAAUGGUCAGAAUGUGCCUGCCCGACUCACUAGAUCCAGGAUUGCAACUGCAUCUGUGGAUGACAUUGAGGAGGCACAACCACCAACACAUCCACGCGUGAAAGAGGCACCUAGUAGGAAAAAGCGUGGCAAAACCAAAGGGUAUGCUGUGAAAAAACGAUUGGAGGAAGGACAAAAGAUUGGAGGAAUCAUAAUUGAGGAAGGCGCCAAAGCACCAGUGGGUAGCAAUGAAAACUUGUUCAAGAUGGAGAUGGGAGUUGUUGUUCGUGUACUAGCUCCGAUUAGGAAGUUCUUUUGGACUGAAGUCACUGAGGAAGAAAAGCUGCCUCUCUUUGCAAAAAUAGAGAGUGAGUUCGACAUAGAUAUGAGUGAUCCACAUGUGAGAGAGAUGGUAGAUGGGAUUAUUGCUGCUCGGUUUAGAAGAUUCAAGCACAAUUGCCACCAACAUUAUAAGAAGGAAUCUGAUCCUAUCAAAGCUCGAGAGAACCCCAAGAAAACAGUGAAUAUCGAUGACUGGAAGGUGUUGUGUGAUCAUUUUGAAAGCCCUACUUUUAAGAAGCAAAGUUUAGCUAAUGUUCAAAAUAGAGCCAUGCAGAUCCAUCCUCAUACCAGAGGUGCUAAGUCACAGAGUCAAAGGUUGUAUGAACUGAACAAUAAGGAAGCAGCUGUUGAACCAACCGAGAAUGAUGCAGAGGAGAAUGUACCAGCAGAAGCCUCUGAGCCUCCAGAACUACGGGUGUAUGCUGAUACACGUAAGAAGCGCGAUGGACAAUGGAUCAAUCCUGCAACCAAUGCAGUCAAAAUCGCGUUUUAA
This is a messenger RNA of Linum trigynum, 846 nucleotides long. NCBI's taxonomy places the organism in Eukaryota, Viridiplantae, Streptophyta, Magnoliopsida, Malpighiales, Linaceae. The record is from the annotation of a GenBank genome assembly.